CCUCACUGUCUUCUCUUAUAAAACCCCCUUCCCCUCUCUCCACAUCCCAACCCUAUUUCCUUCCCAAGCUUCACAGUACCCAUCCAUGGCUGCUCAUCACCCCCACCACCAAAAUGGCACAGAUCAUUCUUAUGACCAUGAUCAUGAUGAUCAAGUGGUUGUGAUCAUGGUCCCUUUCCCGGCACAAGGCCAUCUCAACCAGCUCCUCCACCUCUCCCGACUCAUCUCCUCCUACCGGAUCCCUGUCCACUAUGUCGGCGCCGCCACCCACAACCGUCAGGCAAAGGCUCGCGUCCACGGAUGGGAUCACGAUGGGGCGCUGGCCAAGCCUAAAAUCUACUUCCACGACUUCCCAGUCCCGCCCUUUGCCUCCCCUCCCCCUAUCCCUAACUCCCCCACCCAGUUCCCCUCCCACCUCCAACCUGCCUUCGACGCUUCCUCGCACCUCCGGCAGCCCGUGGCAGCGCUUCUGGGCGAGCUCUCAAAUAGAGUGCGCCGAGUCGUCGUCAUCCACGACUCUCUAAUGGCUUACGUGGUUCAAGACGCAGUUCUUUUCGAAAACACUGAAUCCUAUAGUUUCCACAGCGUCUCCGCUUUCGCCACCCUUUUGUCCCGGUGGGAAACGAUGCAGAGACCUCCCUCCAUCACUGCAGAAAUUCCGAAGCACAUCCAGAAUAGCAUUCCGCCAUUAGAAGGUUGUUUCACUGAUCAAUUCUUAGACUUCGUCCGCUUUCAACAUAUGUUCUUGAAGCUUGAUUCGGGUUGUAUAUACAACACAUGCAAAGCCAUAGAAACCUCUUUUGUCGAUUUACUAGGGAGAGAAGAAAUGAACAUAAACAAGAGAAGGCAUUGGGCUAUCGGCCCUUUCAAUCCGGUUAAGAUUCCGGUUCGCCGAACUAACGGCUCGCACCGGUGCCUAGAGUGGUUGGACAAGCAAGAAGAAAACUCUGUUCUCUAUGUCUCAUUCGGGACGACGACGGCGAUGACGGAGGAGCAGAUAGGAGAACUGGCACUCGGGUUGGAGAGAAGCGAGCAAAAGUUCAUUUGGGUAUUGAGGGAUGCAGAUAAAGGAGACGUUUUUGCCGGAGAAAAUGGAAGCUUAAGGGCUAAAUCCAAGCUUCCGAACGGGUAUGAAGAGAGGGUGGAGGGGGUGGGGAUGGUGGUGAGGGAGUGGGCGCCACAGCUAGAGAUAUUGGCGCACAGGUCGACCGGAGGGUUCAUGAGCCACUGCGGGUGGAACUCGUGCAUGGAGAGCAUGAGUAUGGGUGUGCCAAUGGCGGCAUGGCCGAUGCACUCCGACCAGCCGCGGAACACCGUGCUGGUGACGGCGGUGCUGGGGGUGGGUGUCGUGGCGAGGGAGUGGGCGCGACGGAAAGAGGUGGUGAGAGCGGGUGAGAUUGAGAGGGUGGUGAGGAAAUUGAUGGCGUCGCCGGAAGGGGAGGAGAUGAGGGAGAGGGCGGCAGAGCUGGGCGGAGCCGUGAGGAGGUCCGCGGCGGAGGAUGGUGGGUCGAGGGCCGAGCUGGAUUCUUUCAUUGCCCAUAUCACCAGAAAACUAUAGCUGUAAUUUCUCUUUCUUCACUUGAAAUUUAAACCCGAGAGCACACUCUUAUCUCAGACCAUAUAUAAUUUUUUUUAUUGUGCAGUAGAGUAUAUCAGAGAUGAGAGAUGCUCAGAUGCAUGGAACUUAAUUUAUGAGAUGGAGAUUAAUAAAAUUUGCAUGUGAAAAAGCGGGAUCUCCUGUGAAGAAUCCA
Messenger RNA from Malania oleifera, 1751 nucleotides. Its product is annotated as zeatin O-glucosyltransferase-like. The record is from RefSeq and is a predicted model, not a curated record. NCBI's taxonomy places the organism in Eukaryota, Viridiplantae, Streptophyta, Magnoliopsida, Santalales, Ximeniaceae. The transcript has a single exon. Gene Ontology annotation, molecular function: UDP-glycosyltransferase activity. Bases 86 to 1558 code for a protein of 490 amino acids.